AGUAAUAAUCGUAGUAAAUUUGGCAUAUACUAUCGAACCUAUAGCUUUUGCUAGCUAUGGCAGGUUGGAACAACGUCAAUAAUCGUUGGCUGUUUUGUUGCUCGUGGAGAGUCCAGCUUCUAGCAGUUCUAUGGUGUAUGUGUUGCUUCAACAUUGCUCAAGCAGUACACCUCACAGCCCUUGGAAUUUAUUCCACGAAUGCUACGGUUACAUUGUGUCGGAAUUACAAUUUCACCAUUGUCUUCGAAUGUAAAGCGUCCAGCCCGACAUAUUUACAGUGGUCAAGCUCACAACUGAUGGAAUCCAAGAGUUUCUUGGCUGCCAAUGAAAACGGAUCUUUCAAGUUGGACGGAGAAUUCAUGUUUUACCUUAUUAGUGUAAUACCUUCAAAUAAUGGAAAUCGAUAUUUUAUAUCCCAACUUCAAGUCCCUACAACUUAUUUCAUUGACAAUGAUAUAAACCACACAACAGUGACCUGCAAAACAUCAGACGACGCUGACGGCCAGACAUGGGCAAUAAAAUUCUCUGUAUCCGAACAAUACAAACUCACCGAAGAAAGUUAUCUGUGGCAGUGUUUACACAGUUAAGAAUAAGUGUCUGGAAUGUAGGGAUGCCAUAAAAGGCAAAGAGACAAGACAGGGAUGACCUAAUGCAGUGGAAAGCCGACCGGAAAUUAUUAAUGCAAAUAUGACAUCAAUAGACACUUUGUAUGUUUCCUGGAACACAGGGAGCAUUAGUGGAAUUGUGAACAUUGCCAUCAAAUUGAGAACUGCCAGUGAGAUAGAAAAUGCAGCUGUUGUUGAUGGGAGUAGCACAGAUAUCCGCUUUCGAUAUGAUAACUGUCUGUUUCAUGGCAAUGUGACUAUUAUUGUUGAGGUGUUUGAUAACUGUCAGCGAAAUUUCGCGUCUGAACCCUACUAUAUCUCUCUGACAACAACGGAUGAGCUACCUUCAUCAACUUUUGUAGGAGCUAUCAAUAAUUAUAGUUCGCUCUCGACUUCACGGAUAUCUACGCACCAGCCUUCGGCAGUUAUUUACACAUCUAGUCCAACUUUAACAUCAACUCCAUCAUCUGAUACUUCACAGAAAAUAGUUGUAGGUGGUGUCCUGAGUAAUGUUCUUAUUCUUAUAUUCACUUUUACUGUUGUAACGUGGUGUUAUGCUUGUUAGCUGUAUUACGUAACCACCUCUAUCAGGAGUACUUUAGUGUAUGUCUGAUUCUAGAACAUUCGUUGUGCAUGUGAUACCAUUGUAUUGUACACUAGGAGGUCGAUGUAUAAUUAUGUAGACUGUAUUGCCUGAGAGAAUCAGAUUUUGUGUAGUGGACAAGUCAGUUCUUGGUUCGCGGCACUACACGUCUCUCGACUAUAUCGGACAUGAUUACAUUAUGCUCUUAUUGCAUGAAAUUAUAGUUCAUAGCAUACCAGCCAUAGGUAUAAUAGAUAGAUAGAUAGAUAGAGAAAUAAAUAAAAACCACCACCACCAUAUUUACAAACCCCAAAAUAUCCACACAAAACACAUACACAAAUACACAUGACAUGACAUGAUAGUAGGACACUGGGUGCCCA
Molecule: messenger RNA, 1568 nt
Organism: Geodia barretti
Lineage: Eukaryota; Metazoa; Porifera; Demospongiae; Tetractinellida; Geodiidae
Source: the annotation of a GenBank genome assembly